Falco peregrinus (peregrine falcon) is the source of this 3574-nucleotide messenger RNA. It is a transcript of the gene L2HGDH, whose product is annotated as L-2-hydroxyglutarate dehydrogenase. Gene Ontology annotation, molecular function: (S)-2-hydroxy-acid oxidase activity; (S)-2-hydroxyglutarate dehydrogenase activity. The record is from RefSeq and is a predicted model, not a curated record. The transcript is spliced from 10 exons. Bases 40 to 1371 code for a protein of 443 amino acids. Lineage: Eukaryota; Metazoa; Chordata; Aves; Falconiformes; Falconidae.
GAGGAGGAGCCCGGCCCGGUGCGUGUCACCACCCCCAAGAUGGCGGCGGCGGCGCUGCGGCGGCGGGCGGGAGGCGGCGGGGCCGCGGUGCUGUGGCGGGCCCAGCGCCGCCAGCGCAGCACUUUCGACGUGGCGGUGGUGGGAGCGGGAAUCGUGGGGCUGGCCGCUGCCCGGGAGCUGGCCCGGCGGCACCCCGCGCUCGUCUUCGCCGUGCUGGAGAAGGAGAGGGAGCCAGCUCAUCACCAGAGUGGACAUAACAGUGGUGUGAUUCACAGUGGAAUUUACUACAAACCUGGAUCUCUGAAAGCUAAGCUGUGUGUGCAGGGUGCAGCCCUCUGCUACGAGUACUGUGACCAGAAGGGAAUACCGUAUAAACAGUGUGGGAAGCUAAUUGUAGCCGUUGAACAAGAUGAAAUUCCAAGACUCAAAGCUCUGUAUGAAAGAGGGCUGCAGAACAACGUCCGAGGUCUGAAACUGAUUGGAGCAAAAGAAAUACGAGCUAAAGAACCCUUCUGCAGGGGUCUGAUGGCCCUUGAUUCUCCAUAUACCGGCAUUGUGAAUUAUAAGCAAGUGGCCCAGUCCUACGCUGAAGACUUCCAGGAAGCAGGUGGGACAGUCUUGACUGAUUUUGAAGUUACAAACAUGGAGAUGGCUAAAGAAAGUUCUUCAGGAAGUGAAGAUGGACUAAAAUACCCGGUCAUUGUUAGGAACUCAAAGGGUGAGGAAAUCUACUGUCGGCACAUUGUGACCUGUGCAGGACUUUACUCAGACCGUCUAUCCGAGAUCAGUGGCUGCAGCCCUGAACCUCGUAUUGUACCCUUCCGUGGAGAUUAUUUGGUGCUAAAACCAGAAAAGUGCUAUAUGGUUAAAGGAAAUAUUUAUCCGGUUCCCAAUCCUCAGUUCCCUUUUCUGGGAUUUCACUUCACACCGAGAAUGGAUGGCAGUGUUUGGCUUGGUCCUAAUGCAGUGCUAGCUUUUAAGCGAGAGGGCUACAAAUUGUUUGACUUCAACACUGGAGACUUUUUAGAUGCAGUAACGUACAGUGGGUUAUGGAAGCUUGUGCUGAGAAACUUGUCUUACGGACUGAGUGAAAUGUACAGAGCGUGUUUCCUUAGCGCACAGGUGAAGCAACUUCAGAAGUUCAUCCCUGAGGUCACUGUCAAUGAUGUUCUCAGGGGUCCCUCUGGAGUGAGAGCUCAAGCGUUGGACAGUGACGGAAAUUUGGUAGAUGACUUUGUAUUCGAUGGAGGCAGUGGGGAUAUUGGAAGCAGAAUUCUUCAUGUCAGAAAUGCCCCUUCUCCUGCCGCUACCUCCUCCCUUGCCAUUGCAAAAAUGAUUGCAGAUGAAGUGAAGCAAAGAUUUGAACUGUGAAUGGUUGACGGCUGUAGCGUGGUUUUACCCCUCUUGUAUGUGUAGCAGCUUGUCUGCGUUGAAUGAACUCUGCAGCCUUUAGUGACAAAGAUAAAACCGGCAACGUGUUGCUUGCAACCAGUGCUGGCGUAGCCGUGCAGAACAAAACCAGCAUUUUCAAUGUUUGCCUUUGCCAGCCACAGCUGCUUGAAUAAAGGAGUUACGGUGCCUGGUGAGGCCUGGUGCGGCACAGCCACCUGCAAGACAGAAGCUCAUGGCCCCGUUGGCAGUAAAGGUUUGUCCCACCUGAGCAGGAGCAGCCUGUGGGGGGGCUGGUGCCAGGCACAACGCGAGGGUCUCUCUCUCCAACCAUAGUGGGCCUUUAGGUGGAGCAGGAAGAGCCUCUGCGGUGGGCUUGCCCACACAGACUUGCCAUGCCUCUGGGCUAAAUGUUGCCUCCUCUUCGCACCCUGGAGAGGUGGUUGGUCCUCUGGGAACCCACAGGCACCGGGUGGUUCUCCGUGUGCUUUGUGCUUUCUCUCUGACUCUGGUAAAAUUGGAGCCUACAGACCCCUAGCUUCUAUGGAAGUAACGGAGAUAGAAGGAUAAGCCCUGCGUAAGGGUUCUGCUGAUUGGGAAUGGAGGGCUUUAUCAGAGACUGAAAACAAUAUUCAGAUCCUUCUACAUGUCUGUAGAGUAUUUCACAGAAAAAAAAGCCUAACAAGGGAUUACUAAACCCAAGUCAAUUUAGAUACGCAAUUCAGAUAUGCUAUCUGAUGGCCGUUUCUAUUUUUUUUAAUAGAACUGAAAUUAAAACGUAUACGUAAACAGUCAUUUUUCGUUUAACUUAAAUCUGGGAAGUCAGCACUGAUCAGAAAUUACUUCAGUGGUUUUGGGGUGGGUUUUUUUUUUUUUCCUUUGAAUACUGGUAACGCAAAAGGAGCUUAUCUCUGCAGCAUGUUGAGCAAUCCAGGGGAAAUGGUCUUUGUAAAAGCAAAUGUGAAGGGAGGGAAGCUACAGAAACCUGUCUUAAUUGAGUCAUGUUGCAUACCGCUUCCCUUGGAGCCCAAAGAGCAGUGAGUCAGGAAGGCUUCCUAUUUCCCACAUGGCUGGCAGGAGGGGAGCUUAGAAAGUGCUGGUUACUCUUCUGAUACUUGGAAAUUAUCAAAGGUACUCCUGGAAGAGAGGCUAUGCGGAGAACAUGCUUUAAACUAAAGAGAUGUUAAACAAGUUUGGUACUAAGCUGAGUAUCUUGGUGUGUUCUGCAUAAUUAGUACAAAAAAGAAUUAUGUGGCCCCAGGGACAAAGUACUUGAGAAUACUUUUAAAGCAGAUGUUCACAGGAUGUUGGGUAAUACAGAUAAUUGUGGGUAGUUUGCUACCAGGCAAUUUGCCAUACUCUUUAAUUUAUUUAUUUUUUUAAGUCACUUUCUGCACUCUGACAGGCAUGAGGGAGUGUGUGAGCAUAGGAAGUCAGGUGUGCUAGCAGAUGUGCUUACUGCACAGAGCUGAGCUGCUUUUUUUCUGUCUUUUUCUUUUUUCUCUUUUUCCUGGUGAUAACUCCCUUACCAGAAAAGUGAAUCCUGCAUAAGGACAAUCUGGAAAUUGAAAUAAUAAGGCCUUCAAAGAAAAGCUUUGGUCAUUGUUCUUAGCCACAAUAACACUAGACAGAGAUUCAGAUAUUCCAAAUGCUGAAACGCCACACGGCUGUGUAAAAGUUGUACCUUCACAAUGGAACAAUCGUAUCUUCGCUCCCCACCAGAAGUGUUGCCUAUCAACAGUAAAUACUACACAAGGAUUGCACAAGCAGCUUCCUCCCACUCGAGGUGUGGCCCUAACAUGUAUUAACAGAAUAAUGAACAUGAAAAUGUAAAGCAGUUGUAUACUAUGGUGAAUCUGAAGUCAGCACAUUUAACUGCACAGCCUGCUGUGCUUUUUUACUCUCAGGAGAUUAUUAUUUUGGGGUGGAGUUUAACUGAAGCUUUUAAAUUAUGAAUCUUUAUGUAGCAUUCUAUGAAAUAUUUGUAUUUUUUGAGAUAAAGUUAUAGAACUUUUAAAGGAAUAACUUCCAAGAAUUAUAAUAAUGGGGUUUCAAACAUAAAUCUUGUUGUCCAUAAAGUGUGAAAAUCUAUGAAUAUAUUUUCCAGAAGCAUCUAUUUCACUUGGCUUAGUAACUGUGCCAUUCUCUAUUAUGAUUAAAAUAGUAUGGUGUUUUCUUUUUUUAA